AUGGGCGGCCCGACCCAGGCCACCGUGCUCGACGACGACCGUCCGCCGUCCAUCCGCGAUAACCUCGGUUGCUCCCCUACGCUCUUCAAUGUCGGGAAGAUGGCAUCCUCCGCCAGCCUUCCGACUUCCCAUGCGCCCCCAAUACAUCCCGCGCCGCCAUUUCUGCCGUUCUUGAGCCAAGAGGGAGGAGAGGAGCCGCGCUCGCACCCUUCUCGUGCUACCCCACUGCCAUCCACCGCCUCGAGCAGCGGAGCAACCCCUCGGCGGCAAGACAGGCGCUCUGAAAGGCUGACGUCGCUGGUCCGAUCCACCACUAACAGAUGCGGCCCGUCUUCAUCAGCAGCCGAGCACGGACAGACCGCUAAUACGGAGCGUCGCCAAUGGCGAGUUAUCCCCGGGUGGGUAUUCUCUCUAGAUAGGCGCCCGCAUCCUGCAAGCCAGCUAGCCUGCCUUGCUCCCAUUCGGCGCUCAACACAUCUGCCGUCCUCUUCCCUGGACGCCUCGGGGCGGUCCAUCGCCGUUCACCCGCCGCGCGUGCUUGACAGGGCGAGAGCUACGUCUCUCGCCCACCCCACGUUUUACAAACAACCCACUUCUGCCGGACUGUAUGUAGGUGCGAAGCGGCCGCAGCACCUGCGGCCUCGGCUAUGCAGGGCCAGCGGCGAUGGGCGACGGCCCUUUGAACACGAUCCCUCCGUCCCUGCCCAUGGCUCGCCUUGCCCUGCCCUGGCCCGCUUCGCCUUGGGCUGUGGUACACCCUUCUUUACAGUUCACGCAUCAUAG
Molecule: messenger RNA, 783 nt
Organism: Purpureocillium lilacinum
Lineage: Eukaryota; Fungi; Ascomycota; Sordariomycetes; Hypocreales; Ophiocordycipitaceae
Source: RefSeq, a predicted model, not a curated record